GGGUACAGUUUGUCUUCACACCGGUGUUGUUGACAGAGAAGCUGCACAUGGCUCAGUGCUGACCCGCUGCUGGUUUCUGGGUUUUUGUUUUUUUGUCUCUCACAUCGAACACGUCGACUCGGGACUCAGAAGGACUCGGGACUCAGGGACGGGAUGGAGCUGUGUUCGUGUUCACGAACGCCGCCGGCUGCUGUGGAACUGUGACGGACACGACUGGUGUUUGUCUUUCUGAUCAAUACCAGACAGACUUUCAUGUUUUUCUGUUGCAACAUGGCCAGAAAUCAGAAGACCUGCUGGGGACAAGAUGACAUGGACAGACUUUGCUUUGGUCUGAAUCACGACAUAGAACGAAACCUGACAGAAGUUCAGCAGCAGCAAACCAUCAAUGGAUUUAAUGGCAGCAUCUCUUAUUUCUUCUCCGAGACGUUCACCCUGACACCUGAUAAAACACUGCAGGCCCAUGAGGGAGACCAGGUGGUCCCGUCUUCUCAGAGACGCUCAUUGUUCGGAGGCUACCAGAGGGAAACCAAGCCCCUCCCACCUCCGCCUGACCCUGAGGAGCUGAUGUCGGACGAGGCGACCGACAGCGAGGUGGAGUUUUUCACCAGUGACCGAUGUCGCCUGUUGCCUAAAAGCUGUCCCAAACCGCUGUGUAGGGUCGGUAAUAAAGGAUGCGGCCAAAUAAAUUACGCCUAUCAGGAUAGCGUGUUUCAGGAUGGCAGCACUGGGACGGACUCCAUGGCGUACUCUUGGCCAGGCAGUGAGGACAGAGCAGCAUGGGGAGGGUUUGAAUCUCAGAACUGGAUACAGGCUCAAGAGAGUCAUGUUUUUUGUGGUCCUGAGUCGAGACUCCACUUUUCCUGUUCCAGCUCUGCUUCCCACCAUCUCCCCGGCAGUAUCACAGCCUACCCACCUGACAAACCGCAAAUCCCCCCUCGUGUCCCCAUCCCACCAAAACCUUCCUCCAUGUCAAAGACGACCAACUCUUUGAGCAUUGGUGACGAAGACAAGCCCCCCAAAAUCCCUCCAAGAGUCCCCUUAGUCCCUGCGUGUCCACCACGCACCCCAAGCCCAAAAAGCCUUCCUAUUUAUAUAAACGGUGUGAUGCCCCCCACACAAAGUUUUGCUGCUAACCCGGAAUAUGUGAGCAGGGCAUUACAGAGACAGCAGAGUGAAGGGGCACCACCUGCAGCCCAGUGUUCUCCCUACAUUGUUCCGAUUUUGAAGGACGGCAGGCAGGCCAGCGCCACGCACUACAUCCUGCUGCCGGGCCGACCGGCAUGCACGGAGAGACGGGAGCGCCUGCUGAGUGAGCCGAACACAAAACCAAACUCCCGUGUUUGGCAGAACAGAUAGAAACCCUGUUAGUGUUUCAGCCAGUCUCAAGAGUGCUUCCACACCUAUAGGACUCAUAUUCAAAACAUCUCCUGGAGAAAAUGCAGUUUGGAACACACCAAGAAAUUGAUAAAGUAUGUGUGUGUUACAGCAGAGAUGACCAUCAGGUCUUCAAUUGUACAGAAGUAGGUAAUGCCAGUACCUACAGGCAUGGAGGCUGAAGGGGUUAGGGUCCAUUUGAAUCCAGUGACCUAGAACUUGAGCCAAGUGACUGACCUCUGGCUAACCCUGCCAAUCAUAUUCUUCCAAAAUUGAUUCUUUAAGAGGAAUUUUGGGGUCAACACUAUUGACUUACAUCAUUUGGUCAAAAGAACCUAAGAUGAGUCAGCUAACAAACACAGGCAGACGUGACCUUUGGCAGAUUUGACCAGGUUAUUCCGGAACCCCUCUCUAUAUGUGUGCCAAGUUUGGUGUUUGAUUUUUGACAAAUUUGACUUUGCCUAGGCAGUUCUAGAAUAUACGUCUCUAUCUUGGUGGACAGCAUAGUUAAAAAAAAAAAAAAAUCAGGAUGUUGACUAAUUAUCUUGACCUUUGCCAAAACAAAUCCUUUAUCAGCGGCGUUGGGGUUCACCAUCAUACACAUAUCAAGUUUGGUGUAAAUCGGCAGUAGAUCCUGGGAGGAAUUGGUGAACAGACCAAAGCACCUGGUUGGCAUAUUUUCAGGUCUGCCUGCUCUACUCACACCUGAUUAUUAAUUUCCCAGCUCCUCAUUGGCUGACCACACCUGUCAGAGUUAACUAGCUGUGGGUGGGGCAGGGAGAGAGGAAAAACAUGUAGGGCAGGUGCCCUGCAGGCUAAACGUUUGACCAAAACAAGCCCUUUUAAGGGUGAUCCUGGGGUCACCCUCCUUCCACAUAGAAAGUUGACCAGGGGUGAGAGUAGACCAACAAAUGGACACACGUGACAUUGACCCCAAUAAUUGACCUGGACUGGCGAGUUUGGAACCCACCUAUGGAUCAAAAGCUGCAGUGUGGAAGUGUGAAAGCACCCUCAAACCUGCCAUCAAGAUUCAUCAAGACCUGUGACAUCAUACUGUGGCGUCUGAUGUCUCUAUGUUUUUGCAGUACCGUAUACUUUCAGAUCACUUUAUGUCACCGAGCACUGUAGAGUUUAGUUUUCAUCUGAACAUUUUACCGGUCAGUAUUUUAGUAAACUACGACCCUUCGGCUGCUCCCUCGUUUGCACUCGGGGUCGCCACAGCAGGUCAGAGGUCGAUCUGCAUGUUGAAUCGGCACGUUUUACACCGGAUGCCCUCCCUGACACAACUCCACAUUACAUGGAGACAUGUGGCAGGGGUGGGGUUUGAACCAGGAACCUUCCGCACUGAAACCAAGUGUAUUUUAGUGACGUCUUGCUGAAAUCAUAAUGGUCCAGUGUUAUGAGUAAAUAAUUCCAUCGUAAAUAUCAUGGAAAAUGUGGUUUAAUGAUGUCAUGCAGGUUUCUGAUCAUGAAAAAGCAGCUGAAAGUCAUUUGUUCCAUUGUGUUUUUAUGUUUACGACUGUGAGCCACAUCACCUUUUUGAAAGCACUCUGAAAUGACUCGUUAACUUCCUUCCUGUACGAGCUGGUCUUGUUCCCGUGUUUUAUGAUCUGACUGAAGUCAGGAUGGCUUGUUGAGCGAUUUGAGUUUUUGUCGCAUUAAGAUGAACAACAAAUGAUGUGGAUGAUGUCGGAAUAACAAUACAUUAUGAACCACACAGUAAAAAAAACUUUCAACAGAUGGAUUUCUGUGAAUUACAGAAGGAACUUUAAUUUAGCAGGUUUUUCAGUGUGUAAAUGUAACUUAACUGUUUUUUCCUCAUGUAACUGUAUGUUUAAUUUAUUUAAUUUGCAAUCUGUGAUUGAAAUAUGAACAAAAGAAUUGUCCCACAAGACUGACGUCACUCACCGUCUCUGAAGGUUCUUCACUUAGUACAACUAAAUCAGUACCAGUGGUUUCUAAUGCUGUUCAGUUUUACAUUUUUUUUUAAAAAGUUGACAAAAUGUGAUCGCUCACCUUUAAGACGGUCAUAAUUUAUAUGAAAUUAGCUGAAAUAUAGUGUUCUAUAGACAAACUCAUACAGUCUGGUUUCCACGUUACAUUUCCACUGUUAAAGAGCCGCUCCAGGUUCAUAUCCAGUGUUAUUUACAGGAAACGGCAGGUUUGAAGUUCUCAUGGUCGUUCUCAGUCUGUCGGCCGUUUCUAUGUUCACAUUGUUUGUAACAUGUAAAUCUUUAUAAAAUUCUGUAUUUUUAAUCUAUAGAAAUAAAAUAACUUAUUCCCUGUG
Messenger RNA from Thalassophryne amazonica, 3661 nucleotides. Its product is annotated as ERBB receptor feedback inhibitor 1. The transcript has 4 exons. Lineage: Eukaryota; Metazoa; Chordata; Actinopteri; Batrachoidiformes; Batrachoididae. The record is from RefSeq and is a predicted model, not a curated record. Gene Ontology annotation, biological process: negative regulation of epidermal growth factor receptor signaling pathway; regulation of keratinocyte differentiation. Bases 253 to 1356 code for a protein of 367 amino acids. Gene Ontology annotation, cellular component: extrinsic component of cytoplasmic side of plasma membrane.